AUGACCCGAUUCCCAGAGUGGACUCCCACGCAUCCCGCCGUGGGAGCACUUGUGAAAAUCAGGCCGGUUACUGAUGCUAAUGAGACCUAUUUAUGGGUUGCAGGAGUUGGUUUUGACAGAGAGGCUAGUAUACGCUGCUCUCUUGUUCAUUCACAAUCUGUACUACAGCGGAGACGAAAGUUGAGGAGGAGGAAAACCAUCUCUGGCAUCCCCAGAAGAGUGCAACAAGAAAUAGAUUCAGACGAGUCACCAGUGGCGAGGGAGCGCAAUGUGAUUGUGCACACAAACCCGGACUUCUCCGGCUCCGGCAGCAGGAGGUCGGGGACCCGGGACUCGGAGUGCCAGACGGAAGAAAUCCUGAUAGCCGCUCCCUCCCGGCGGCGGAUCCGUGCCCAGAGAGGGCAGAGCAGCAACCGCAUCCGCUCGCGGAGCCUUCCUCGUGAGGGCGCCCGGGCCAGCGAGGGUCAUCAGGAUGCCAGCGCCAAGAGUGCAGGGUACGAAGCAGAGUGCUUCCUAGCUGGCCAGGAGAGGAUCCCAAAAAAGGGGAAGGAGGUGUUGAGCAAGCAAGGUUCACAAGAGUGCCAGCCCAUCGGUUUAACUUGUCCUCAGCAUCUGCACAGCCCUGAACAUAGCAUUGGUGAGAGGGGGAGAUCACGGCUGUCAAGGAUGGCCGAUUCAGGCAGCUGCGAGAUUUCGUCCAACUCGGACACCUUCGGGAGCCCCAUUCACUCUAUCUCCACGGCUGGAGUCCUGCUCAGCAGCCACAUGGACCAGAAAGAUGACCACCAGUCCUCCAGUGGCAACUGGAGCGGGAGCAGCUCCACGUGUCCCUCCCAGACGUCUGAAACCAUUCCUCCUGCCGCCUCUCCUCCGCUGACGGGCUCUUCACACUGUGACUCUGAGCUGUCGCUCAACACCGCUCCCAACGCCAACGAGGACUCCAGUGUCUUCAUCACAGAGCAGUUUGGUGACCACGCGGACAAGGUCAGGGGUCACAGGGCGAGCUCCUUCACCUCCACUGUGGCGGAUUUACUGGAUGACCCCAACAACAGCAACACGAGCGACAGCGAGUGGAACUACCUGCACCAUCACCAUGAUGCCUCCUGUCGCCAGGACUUCAGCCCCGAGCGCCCAAAGACCGACAGCCUGGGAUGCCCCAGCUUCACCAGCAUGGCCACCUAUGACAGCUUCCUCGAAAAGACCCCCUCUGACAAGGCAGACACUAGCUCACACUUUUCCGUGGAUACCGAAGGAUACUAUACCUCCAUGCACUUUGACUGCGGUCUCAAGGGUAAUAAAAACUAUAUUUGCAACUAUGCAGCCACGGGCUCCGAGAGCGGCCAGAGCGGGAGCGUGACCUCCAGCCUGGCUGACUGCGCCUGGCAGGAGUGCGUGAGCCACAGGAGGCAGGGACGGCAGAGCAUCUCACUGAAGAAACCAAAGGCAAAGCCAGCCCCACCAAAACGCAGCUCAUCUUUGAGGAAAUCGGAGGGCAGCACCGACCUUCCUGACAAGAAAGAACCAAAGAUCGGUGGCGGGCAGCACGUCUCUCACACUGCCAGGGAGAUGAAGCUGCCCCUUGAGUUUUCAAACACACCUUCCCGACUGGAAGGCCCCAACCUGCCAGCCAAGCAGGAGCUCCCCUGGGCAAACCAGGGCGACGGCGGGUUAAAGGACACUCCAUUUGACACUGCUGAUAUCCCCUCCUUUAAAGAUGAAGGUGCUGAACAACCUCACUAUGCAGACCUCUGGCUUCUGAAUGACUUGAAAUCCAGUGAUCCUUACAGGUCCUUGUCCAAUUCGAGCACCGCUACGGGUACUACAGUCAUAGAGUGCAUCAAGUCACCGGAGAGCUCCGAAUCCCAGACAUCCCAGUCCGGGUCACGAGCCACCACCCCAUCCCUCCCUUCGGUCGAUAAUGAGUUUAAGCUGGCCUCCCCCGAGAAGCUGGCGGGGUUAGCCUCACCUUCCAGCGGGUACUCGAGCCAGUCGGAGACGCCCACGUCUUCUUUUCCGACUGCUUUCUUUUCGGGACCCUUGUCUCCAGGGGGGAGCAAGAGGAAGCCAAAAGUACCGGAGAGGAAGUCAUCGCUGCAGCAGCCGCUCUCAAAAGACGGCACCGCCUCGGUGAGCAAAGACCUUGAACUUCCGAUUAUACCUCCUACUCACCUCGACCUAAGUGCUCUUCACAACGUCUUGAGCAAGCCCUUCGCUCACAGGCACCAGCUGCAUGCCUUCAGCCACAGCAAGCAGAGCGUGGUCGGGGAAGCCCUGCAUCCGAGCCCUCCCUCUGCCCUUGCCAUCACGCCCUCCGUUCUCAAGUCUGUCCACCUCCGGGCAGUCAACAAGCCUGAAGGAGGGAAACAGAAGGGCAGUGCCCCAGACCUGCUCUGCAUACAGGAGACCGCCUUGAUGGCAACCGACAUUUCUCCGGGCAAAAUGAGGCCGCUCUUAGCUAAGAAAACAGUAUCGCGCCAGUACUCCACGGAGGAGGCCAUAAUGUCGUACAUUGAUGCUUCCCCAGCAGAAGUGGGCCCUGGAAAACUGCCUUUAGAGAAAAGCUCCUCUUUCAGUGGGGAGAAAAGCUCCUCUUUCAGCGGGCAGAAUAGCUGUGAGCGAGAAGCUGUAACUUCAGCAAGAGUGGGUCUGGUUGAAGUCAAACCUGGGAAGGAGCAAACACACCUGAUCACCGAGCGCUUGCUGGAAAGCACUCUGAAUCAGACGUGUGCCAUCUCUGCGGACGGGUUUCAGAAGGGCUCGGUUGUCCUCACAGGUGAUGACGAAGCAAAGAAACCCAGCCAGGGAGCAGAAACAGAGCACGACCUUCAGCAAGUGCAGGCUCAGCAAGAGCUCUCCGCAGGCAGCGAGGGGAGGCUGGAAGGUGGGCUUGCGGGAGAAAGCCCAGGUCACGCUGAGGGAGCGGCUGUCAGCGAUCAGCUUAAGCACCAACCCGACGUAAGCCACCAUGUGCCUGGGAAUGUCAGCUAUGAAGCGGAGACAGCAGCAGUGAAUUCACUCGGAGAAGCGACUUGCAAGCAGGAAAAUGAUAUCGCAUCAGGUAUCCCAACCAAAAGUGCCUCUGAUGAUGGCAGGGCGGACGAGACGGCAGGCGGUGCAGACGAGUCUUCGCUGAAAGAGUCUUCUCCAAGCGACGAGUCCCUCGUGUCUCCGCUGAGUGAGGAGUUGCAGGCUGACGCUGAGGAUGUCUUUGUGUCUCCAAACAAACCCCGCACUACCGAGGAUCUGUUUGCAGUCAUUCACAGAUCAAAAAGGAAAGUUCUUGGGAGAAAGGAUUCUGGAGACCUUUCUGUAAGAAACAGAUUGAGAGCUUCAUCUGGGACUAGCAGCCAGCCCCCCACCAGCAGCACACUGCCCACCAGCAACAUGCCACCGGCCAGCAGCAUGGGCACUCCCAUAAGCAGUCAGAGGUCCCCCGGGCUCAUAUACAGGAAUUCCAAAAAGUCCAACACAUCCAAUGAGGAGUUUAAGCUACUGCUCCUUAAAAAGGGCAGCCGAUCCGAUUCCAGCUACAGGAUGUCUGCCACGGAAAUUCUGAAAAGUCCUAUUUUGCCCAAGUCUCCCGGAGAGCUGAUGGCAGAUGCUCCUCAAAGCCUAGAGGAGUCUCCCCCCGCGCUGAGCCCCGAUGCGUUGUCCCCGCUCUCCCCCUGCUCCCCCAGGGUCAAUGCAGAAGGAUUCUCCUCCAAGAGCUUUCCCAUGUCGGCAUCUUCAAGAGUGGGGCGUUCCCGGGCGCCUCCGGCAGCCAGCAGCAGCCGGUACAGCGUGCGCUGCAGGCUGUACAACACGCCGAUGCAGGCCAUUUCUGAAGGAGAGACAGAGAAUUCGGAUGGCAGCCCCCAUGAUGAUCGGUCUUCUCAGAGCUCAGCGUAG
Pelecanus crispus (Dalmatian pelican) is the source of this 3888-nucleotide messenger RNA. The record is from RefSeq and is a predicted model, not a curated record. NCBI's taxonomy places the organism in Eukaryota, Metazoa, Chordata, Aves, Pelecaniformes, Pelecanidae.